AUGAGAUGGCCGACCUUGAAAACCAAGAACAAUCAAAGAAGGUCGACAUCUUCAGAGAUACGUUAUUCGAAUGAGGUUGGGGAAUCAUUUCGGGCAUUGGUUCAUGUUAACUGGGUGAGGUUUAGUUAUGUUGUGGCUUCAACUUAUGUGUGUGCUGAUGCUGCCAGUAAGGGAAAAGAAGUCUAUCAGAAGACCCAAGGUGAAGAUGAUCAAAAGAAGAAGACAGGUAUUGUGGUAGGAGAUGUGUUAUUGUGGCAGGGUCUGGCCUCUGUCAUCAUACCUGGAUUCACUAUCAACCGAAUUUGUUUUGCCAGCAACAAAGUUUUAUACAAACUAACAAAACUGCCUCCUAUGACAAGAAAGUGGACAGUGACUGCUAUUGGCUUGGGCUCAAUUCCUUUCAUAAUCCAUCCUAUUGACAAAUUUGUCGACUACCUUCUUGAUAAUACACUCAGAAAGUACACGAAAAGUGUUGAGGAAUGA
Molecule: messenger RNA, 483 nt
Organism: Helobdella robusta
Lineage: Eukaryota; Metazoa; Annelida; Clitellata; Rhynchobdellida; Glossiphoniidae
Exons: 3
Coding region: 1-483 (160 amino acids)
Biological process (GO): mitochondrial fission
Cellular component (GO): mitochondrion
Source: RefSeq, a predicted model, not a curated record